UGGCUGUGUUACCUAAUGAUUUUUUUUCUUUUAUUUCUUUGCUCUAUCUCCUCUCCCAACUCAUCAGUGAGUUUCAAGAAAACAACAAAACCAUUCCCCACUGAGCCUCAGGAGGACCUGAAGAAAGAGUUGCAGGACUUCAGGAAAAUGUUAAGGAAGCGAACUCCACUACCUACACAGAAGAAGGAAGUUGACAUGGAACAGGUCUGGCAGUUGCUGCUGAAUGCCGAUAGGAAGGAUUAUGAGAAAAUCUGUUUAAAGCAUGGGAUUGUUGACUUCUGUGGGAUGCUGAGGAAGCUUCAGCAGAUGAAGAAGGACAGAGAGGACAAGCAACAACAGUAUAUCUACAGUGUCACAAACCUCAAACACAUCAAGGUCAAUAAGGAAGGGAAUGCUACAUUCCAUCUAGAGAUGGACCUGAAAAAUCCUGAGAGCAGAAUUUACCUGUACAAGCAACCCCUUUGGUUGAUUAAGGAGCAAUAAUUGAAGUGGGAGUCCCAUCCAGUUGUCCUCUGCUGGUGGAUGUGGCAUGAAACCUGAAGCGCAGAAGAUGAAGGGGUUACAAUAAAGAUUCAAGUCCAUCAGGGUCCUCCAUGGAAAUUCAAGAACCCCACAGGCAAUAAAUUGAUGCCUGCAGUCUCAAAUCAGCAAAUUCAGACUAGUCUCAAUCAUUUUGAUGGGCAUUGUGUCCCGGUCUUCUUU
Messenger RNA from Trachemys scripta elegans, 702 nucleotides. RefSeq names its product immunoglobulin-like and fibronectin type III domain-containing protein 1. The record is from RefSeq and is a predicted model, not a curated record. The transcript is spliced from 5 exons. Bases 16 to 483 code for a protein of 155 amino acids. Lineage: Eukaryota; Metazoa; Chordata; Testudines; Emydidae.